Schistosoma rodhaini is the source of this 729-nucleotide messenger RNA. The record is from the annotation of a GenBank genome assembly. NCBI's taxonomy places the organism in Eukaryota, Metazoa, Platyhelminthes, Trematoda, Strigeidida, Schistosomatidae.
AUGUUGCAUCGCAUUUUUUACGUGACAAUUUCUCUAUUCUUAAUUCGACAAAAAUACUACUUUGCAUGGGGUUUAGCUGAAGUCAAUGGAGUGGCUGUUGGUGCUGGUUAUACUGGCCAAUGUCCACGUACAGGUGCUACAUUAAAUCAUAACAUUCGCAAUUUUGAUUUCCUUAAAGUUGAAACUGGUAUUAGUUUAAAACAUGUUAUCGAUGCAUGGAAUAUCUCAACUACACGGUGGCUACGUGAAACAUUUUAUGAUCGUCUUCCAUCAGCUUAUCGUACAAUCCUUGUCUUUAUUAUAAGCGCUUUUUGGCAUGGUUUUUAUCCUGGCUAUUAUAUUAUGUUUUUAUCGUUUGCUUUAUUCACUAUGACCUCACGUCUAUGGCAUCGUCACUGUCGUCAAUAUUUCCGUAGAAAUUAUCUCUCCAGUCAACUCUAUAGUGUAUUUACCAUGAUCAUUACUAAUUUAAUUGUGAAUUAUGGUCAAGCACCAUUUCACCUACUAGAUUUCUAUUCGUCAUUGAAAUUUUUACGUGUAUUCUAUUUUAUACCGCAUUUAAUUGCUGUCGGUAUUUUGUCUAUCUAUUUUUUCAAAGUAUACAUUAUGAAAUUAUCACUUAAGUAUCAGGUUGAUAUUAAAAGGUUUGAUUAUGAUAAAAGUAAUGAUGAUAAAUGUCGAAAAUUAUCAAUUUCUUCAAAUCAUGAUUGCGGUAUUGGUGGCCAUUAA